AUGCCCGCCUUCAAAAAACCUAUUCUCAUCUCGGCCCAAAUGGACUGCAGCGACUCGAACCGUGACGCAACAGAGCGCAGUCUCGACACGUUAACCGCCACGAUUGUCCUUCCGUCAAAAGGACAGGCGUCAAGUGGCCGGAAGGCCGGACAUUUUCCCGUACCACAUUCGCGUCUGAUUGCAGCUACCUACUCAUACACGGCAUAUUAG
Molecule: messenger RNA, 210 nt
Organism: Protopolystoma xenopodis
Lineage: Eukaryota; Metazoa; Platyhelminthes; Monogenea; Polystomatidea; Polystomatidae
Source: the annotation of a GenBank genome assembly